This is a messenger RNA of Oryzias melastigma (Indian medaka), 2437 nucleotides long. RefSeq names its product myeloid-associated differentiation marker-like protein 2. The transcript has a single exon. The record is from RefSeq and is a predicted model, not a curated record. Gene Ontology annotation, cellular component: membrane. Lineage: Eukaryota; Metazoa; Chordata; Actinopteri; Beloniformes; Adrianichthyidae. Bases 913 to 1824 code for a protein of 303 amino acids.
AAUCUUUCAUCACUUGUGUAUAAUCAACGCUCUCAACCUGUAUGUAAUUUAUGUCUCUAAUGGGAGUCUUAACUUCUCCCUCUAUCAUUACAGUGCGUAAAUGCCGCUUUCUUUCUGACUCAGCCUCUCUGUGCGCUCUCAAGAAAUACGACUCCCAUCUCGCCAGCCGCAUGCAGCCUCCCACCCCUCUGUGGAAUAUAGACCCCCUAUUUAUAGUGCUGGCAAGGCCCUUAACCCUGGCCUCAUCACAGAGUUUUUUCUCUUAAAUAUCCACCCAUGGCAGAGCGCACUGACGCGAGCAGGAGGAGUAGGAUGUGCUUGUUCGAGUAGAGAAGAGGGAAGCCAAAAAGAAGAAGACGCGAGAAGAAGAGGAUUCUGAAUCUGGAGGACCAAAAGUGAAGAAGAGGCGCGUGAAUUUGACUGACGGGACAACAACCUCGUCCACCUGUUGGAAAGAAAAGCUUCCGCUGGAAGAUUCAAGAUCGCUUUAAACAUAGAAAGGAGUUUAUUUGGACUGGAUUGCAGCAGAUGAAGAGUAAGCAAUGGAAUUUUUACAUUUGAAAGAUUAUUAACACUACUGUACAGCUACAUUAGUAGGUGAGACAUUUUGAUACAAAUAUGAAAUGUUGCAAAAAUAGAUUCCAGAGUUGGAAGCCUAAAGACUGAAAAAUUCAUUUUUUUAAGUUUUGACUGUAUUUUUCAAGCUAUUUUCCCUCCAUAAAUGUAGCCUGAUCUUAAGCACAAGGCUCUAAUUACAAAUCAAGCUUGGGGAAAAAAAAAGAAGUUCCAGACCUUCAUAAUUAUAAGGGCCAUCUAUAAAAGGAAACCAAGUAAAGGGCGAGGUCCAUGUGAGAGAAAAGAGUAGGCGGCAAGAACGCAAGCAGGAAGAAUCUCACCCAGAAAAGACAAACUAUGGAUGCUCAUGGAGGACAUUACCUCAACAAAGAGGCUGUGCUGUCACCUUUGGGGGCAGCCCGGAUGUGCCAGCUGCUGCUUGGCUGCACCAUAAUGGCCCUUGUGUCCCACGGUGCGGGCUACAGUGCCACCUACGGAAACUUCUGCAUGUUUGUGUGGUGUUUCUGCUUCGCCGUCACGCUGGUUGUGUUCACCCUGGACAUCACCCGUCUGCACACCUGCAUGCCCAUCUCCUGGGAUAACUUCACAGUGGCUUUUGCCAUGCUGGCAACACUCAUGUACAUCACCGCCUCAGUCGUCUACCCCGUCUACUUCCUCCAAACCGAGUGGUCCGAUGAGGAAUGGGAGGUCCAAGCCUACCGCAUCGCAGUCACGGUUUGCUCCAGCAUCUGCUGCUUUCCGUACGGAGUGGAGGUUUUCCUGACUCAAGCCAAACCUGGAGCCGUGGUGGGCUACAUGGCCACUCUCUCUGGUCUGCUUAAGGUGGUGCAGGCUUUUGUGGCCUGCAUUAUUUUUGGGGCCCUUGCCAACGACAGUGAGUACACCAACUACAUUGCCACGCAGUACUGUGUAGUUGUGUACAGCCUGUGUUUCUCCAUCACCGUGGUAGUGAUCGUACUGACGGUGUCCGGCAGAACCUCCGCUUUACGGUUCCCGUUUGACCGCUUUGUGGUGGUGUACACCUUCUUUGCCGUGAUCCUCUACCUCAGUACUGCACUGAUCUGGCCCAUCUUCAGCUUCGAUAAGAAGUAUGGCACCACCACUCGACCUGAGGACUGCCCACGAGGAGAAUGCCCUUGGGACAGCAAACUGGUGGUGGCAGUUUUUACCAACGUCAACCUCAUUUUAUACUUUAUUGAUGUUAUUUACUCACAGAGGAUUCGCUUCAUCUCCAGUUCUGCUGCGUGAAAAGCUCCAAUCCUAUUGGAUUGAGAACAAACAUGUGAAGGACCUACUGACAAUUGAUCCCAGCUUCACAAAUGUAUGCCAACUCUUAAUUAAAGUGUUCAUUUUGUACCAAAUGUUCAUUGCACACAUCACAAACUUUCUCUAUUUCUGGCCUCCAUUUGAAAGCCCACAAAGUUCAGUGAUUAGAUGAUCUCAGCACAGCAGCACAUCCAUCUCAAGAGGAAAAGUUGCUGUGGUGAUGUGGGAUGGGCCUUGUGGAGUACAGCAUCAUUACAGUGUUAUUUUUGGCACAGUAAAUCAGUGUUAUUAUGAUGAUGUAGCAAAAAAUAAAAUGGUAAAUUUUGCUUAAAAGAAAGUUCAUGGUUUUUCACAACAAGUAUUAUAUGAAUGUAGAUUUUUAUCUGUUAGUUUGAGACAUGUUGUAUUGUUCUGGGUUGUUUUAUAUCCCAUAUUUAAGUUUAGGAAGGCUGUUUUGUGAUUAAUGAUAAAUGUAUUUAAUCAUUUCACAGUUAGAAGUGACUAAUAGAUUGGAUUUUUCAACUGUAAUAUUUUUUUUGUUAUUACAUCUUAUUGUGGGAUAAAACAUGUGUGUGGCCUUCAUUUUUUAAUUAAA